Mizuhopecten yessoensis (Yesso scallop) is the source of this 2209-nucleotide messenger RNA. RefSeq names its product synaptotagmin-5-like. Gene Ontology annotation, biological process: cellular response to calcium ion; vesicle fusion; regulation of calcium ion-dependent exocytosis. The transcript is spliced from 5 exons. Gene Ontology annotation, molecular function: phosphatidylserine binding; SNARE binding; calcium-dependent phospholipid binding. The record is from RefSeq and is a predicted model, not a curated record. The coding region runs from base 107 to 1648 and encodes 513 amino acids. Gene Ontology annotation, cellular component: synapse; axon. Lineage: Eukaryota; Metazoa; Mollusca; Bivalvia; Pectinida; Pectinidae.
GUGUGUUCAAUGAGGUAAGCGUUAAAGGUGAUCACGGAUCAUUUCCUAGGAGUACCUGACAACGUAAGAUGUAAUCACUGGACUUCAUACACAGCUAUUGCACAAAAUGGGAGUUUUGUCGUAUGUGAAUAUUGCAAGUGGUGUAAAUCCCGAAAAUCGCACCAAAGAUCAAGGAAUAAAUGUACCGGAAAAAAAUGGAAACUUCUUGAUGAAUUCAAACCCGGACACCGAAAACGGUUUAGAAACCUCCGACAUCAUCGUCGCCUCAAGUGUUGCCGUGGUGAGCUGCAUCAUUUUCAUAGUGACGUGUACAAUAUGCUUCCGCCGGAACAGAGCAAUCCGCCGGAAACUUGUAACUGGACAGCACAUUGUAGAAAUGGAUGCACGCAGUCCAUUUAAUAUUGCGUCCGUUCCUAACCAAACCAACGAAACUAAGAGCGGAAAAUAUGUGGAACCGGAUAAAGACUUCAAUGAAAACGCAAGGAUUGAUGUAUCGGAGAUGAGCUUAGACCAACCCGGGUAUGGCACGAAUGUGAAACCGGCCGUGUUCCGCAUAAAUGAGUGUGGACCACCCUCUUCUUUAAGUAGUUCGGAGGAUUCGGAAAAAAGUAGACCGCCGUCUUCUCUCUCAAUGAACAAACCCAGGAAGUCUUUAACCGCAUGCAGUAUUACUCAAAGUCAGGUUAAUUUACUCAAACUUGAGUCGGCUGGCACGGCCGAUGUCAUGCGACGGUCGUGUUCGAUGAGCAACCUCGAUUUAAGCAUUGACGAUCGCGCGUUCGAUGGUGUCGUGAAAACGACGUUUACGGUCAAUUACGAUGAGUGGAACUUCACACUGGCCGUUAAUCUGCACAGUGUGUGUAACUUACCCACGAAAGCCCGAACUUGUUACGUGUUCGCCACUGUAUGUUUGAUGCCAGACGAUAACGAAAAGAGACAAACAAGAACUCUGCCGUGUGUCGGUGACUACGUUUGUUUUGAAGAACAAUACGUUUUCCACAAUGUGCGGAAACGAAUUUUGGAAAACGGAACAAUCAGAAUUUCUUUUUAUCGACAGAAAAAGGGUAGAAAGGGUAAAAAAGACAGUCUUCUCGGCGAACUGUUCCUUAAGUGUUCCGAUGUAGAUAUGCAAUGCAAUAUUCCGACCCGCUUCAGCAAACUCGAGGCACCUCGAAAACGACUCACAAGGAUGAGUACAUCUGACAAGUUGCUUCAUAAUAAACUGGGCGAUUUUUUCGUUGACCUUCAGUACCAGUCGUUAGCUGACCGUUUGAAAGUGUUUGUACGGAAAGCUAUUCAAUUACCUCCAACUGAUCGACUGAUGGUCGUCAAAUCAGCUCACUACGUCGUAGUCAAAUUAAUUCGGGACGGAACUGUGAUAGAGGUCCAGAAAACUCGGACAUCCAGUGGCCGAAAUGCUGUGUGGAAUGAAGCCUUCCUCUUUAACGUGGAUAAACAAAUGAGCUCCUACUCACUCGAGUUUCUCAUCAUGAAAGGAAAACUCCACAAAAAGGACAAUGUCGUGGGUAAAGUGGAGAUAGGACCCAACUGUGGCAGGCGCGGCCGAGACCAUUGGAACAGUAUGAUUAGUCCACGGCCAAUAGAUGUCGCUAAAUGGCACAGCAUUCUUCCGGUUUUUGCGUAUUAAAUGUACUGUUGAAUUUUGACUUUGUGGAAAUGCCACAGAAUUAGUUUGUGUAUAAAUACUAAAUAUCGUCCAAAGUUAUGUUCAUAUACCCUGUAUUAAGGUAUUAGUUGCGUUUGGUGUAUCAUGUCACACGUCUCAAAGUAUCUCUACAACAGAACUAGGUAGGUCAUGACCAGUGUUUAACUUGGUGACGAAAUAGGUUGCUAUAUUUAAUCUGCAGUAAACAACCCUAUGGUUAUAAAAAGGCGUUUGUUUACAAAACACAUAUGAUCAUGACUUCAAAUCAAUCAUCGCAUCAGGCCUAGUCAUCCUUACAUACAUCUGCUGUGUUCAUGGUAUAUCUCGUCCUCGAUAGCCAGGGGUUAAGCUCAAUUGCGCUCUCUACACCCCUGGAAUAUGUCAUAGCAAAUUUGAAGGCACGAAGAUAGCUGUUUGAUUGGUCUCGGUUAAAAAACCCUGACCAAUCGAUAAGCUGAUAAUUGUCUUUUGAAUAUUACAAAGGAGAGACGCCCGACUUCAAAGCGUGUCAAUAUUUACCGUUACGUGACCGCCAGAUUCUUU